AGAUUGUUCAAAUUUUAAGGCCCAAUGAUCCUAUCUGGCCCAGCCCAUAUCAUUAACCGUGCAGUGCAGAAACCCUUUUCAGCUCUACAGCCGCUUCUUCACUCAGCAGGCAUCUGCCACCAAUUAGCUUUGGGGUUUCCUGUCUCAAGUAACGUUCACCAAAUCGACGGCGGCGGCGACGACGGAAGUCGACAGGGUUCAGACGCCGCAGCCAUGACGACCGUUGUUCCAACCUCCGAGGAAGAUCCAGCGCUUGCCGUUGUCCGUUUCACCGCCGAGAUGUCAUGGGCGGACGCCGGCCCAGAGGUGGCGGAGCCUCAGGUUAGUCGACUGUGUAUAGAAGCACAGGAAUGCAUGAUAGGUGGCAGGUGGCUGGAUUUGGUUUCUCUGAUGCUUACAUCUGCAGACUUGGUAUUUGCUAAAGCUUCGGAGAAAGAUCUCGAGUGCAUUUUCACUAUAAUUUCCAACAUCGUGAAGAAGCCUGAGAGUCUGGAUCAAGUGCAUGAGAUAGCUGAGCUUAUAUCAUCAAAAAUCGUGCAGCAACCAAAUGAAAAACCUUCGUUGCGCUUAAAAAUCUUGUUCAACCUCUACAAUCUUCUCGACAACCCAUAUAGCCGCUUCAUUGUAUACAUGAAGGCACUAAAUUUGGCAACCAAUGCAAAGGUCACUGAACAUGUUCUGCCAUCAUUUAAAAAGAUGGACAACUUUUUGAAGGAAUGGAAUAUUGGGGUGAAGGAUCAGAGGGAGCUUUUUCUCGCCAUUUCUAAUAUAUUGAAAGAACACAAAGGGCACACCAAAGAGUCUUUCAAGUUUCUUACAAGGUAUCUGGCAACCUUUUCUGGUGAUGACACACAGACUAUGAAUGAAGCCAAGAGUGCUGCUGUCAACACUAUUAUUGAAUUUGUCAAAUUGCCUGAUAUGUUUCAGUGUGAUUUGCUUGAUAUGCCUGCUGUGGCACAAUUGGAGAAAGAUGCCAUUUAUGCACCAGUGUAUCAACUUCUUAAGAUCUUUCUGACUCAAAGGCUAGAUGCAUACAUGGCUUUUGAAGCAUCAAAUUCUACUUUACUGAAAACAUAUGGACUAGUCCAUGAAGAUUGCAUUACAAAGAUGAGGUUAUUGUCAUUGGUGGACCUGGGCUCCAAAGAAUCUGACCGAAUUCCUUAUUCUGUGAUCAAGGAUGUUCUUCAGAUUGAUGUUAAUGAGGUCGAGUCAUGGGUCGUCAAGGCAAUCACUGCAAAGUUAUUCAAUUGUAAAAUUGAUCAAAUGAAUCAAGUUGUAAUUGUGAGCUAUGCGGUUGAGCGUGUCUUUGGCCCAAAACAAUGGAAAGCUCUCCAAACAAAGCUUGAGACAUGGAAGGGAAAUAUUGCCAAUCUUCUCAGCACCAUUCAAGCAAACAAGAUAGUCGACGAUGGUUCCCAAGCUACGCAAGGGGCAAUGAUUCGUUAAAAAAUUUUUUGGUUUGGUUUCUUUAGUUUUUGUUUGAAAUGUAGUUCAAAGUUUUCCUUAAAACUUGGGAUGAAUGCCCUGCCAAUGUACUAGUAAAUGGAGUAUCUUAUUCUAGCCGUACUCUGUAAUUCAUCCAAAAAAAUCUGAAAUGUGGAAAACUCUCACGCAGAAUGUUUUUGCAUUUUUUGUCUUUGAUAACAGCAAUCUAAUUCCAUGCAUUGGCAUUUUUUCUUCUCUGCAUUUUUUUUUGAAAAGUAUUAAUUGUUUAAGGUA
Molecule: messenger RNA, 1719 nt
Organism: Cuscuta campestris
Lineage: Eukaryota; Viridiplantae; Streptophyta; Magnoliopsida; Solanales; Convolvulaceae
Source: the annotation of a GenBank genome assembly